Acytostelium subglobosum LB1 is the source of this 2325-nucleotide messenger RNA. RefSeq lists its product as hypothetical. Lineage: Eukaryota; Evosea; Eumycetozoa; Acytosteliales; Acytosteliaceae. The transcript is spliced from 8 exons. The record is from RefSeq and is a predicted model, not a curated record. The coding region runs from base 1 to 2325 and encodes 774 amino acids.
AUGAACUUUAAUCAAAGACAAAUGAAGAUAGCCGAUUAUUCAAUUGACACAACUGACAAUGAAGUAUUACUCAGUUACACCAAGACCAUCAUUGGUGAAUAUCCCAAUGUUUACUUCAUUGAUCUGUACACCAACCGGACCAUUGCUCCCAUUGGAUUGGUUGUGGUUGAUGAUCAAACCAUCAAGUUCACCUUCCCCACUCUCCCAAUCUCUGACAAGUUGGUGUAUGGAUUCAAGGACAUCUUUAACUGGAAUGGUCAUUUUAUUGGUCCUCAAUACGCGGGUGUCUACUCUACGACUGAGCAACCUCCUGCCCCAAACACCCUUCCAUCGAGGUCCAAACUUAGUCUUUGCCCACUAACCAAUCCUACCUGGUUUGGAGGUGAUACCUCAGUCCAACCAUCGGUGUCCCCAAUGGCCAAGUUGGUUGCCAAUCCCUGCAACUCAACCAUCUCCAUCUGUAAGCCAAGUGAUACUUUCUACUAUGAGCUGGAGCUUGAUCUGCGCCUCUCAAAAGGUAAUCUAACAAUUCAAUUCUACCAGUUCACAUUCGCUGGUCAGAAGUAUAAUGUCAACCUUCCUAUUUUGUUGGAGUCAUUGGAUUCUAUUGUUGAGUAUCAAAUGAACAUAGAUGACCAGUCUUACCAGUUCAUUGGAGAGGGUACGGCUGACCUUUUCCAACCAUAUGAGCCUCCAAGUGAUAAGAUGGUUGGGAUUGUCAGUCCAAGUACAUUCAAAUCAUACAUCAGGUCCUUGUAUGAUAAGGAAUUCCUCAGUGUCACUUUUGGAAAUGGAUCAGUUGUCCCUUUUAACUUUGAUUGGAUUGGAUAUUUGGCCAAACCUUCCCAAGAGACAUUCAUCUUCAACUCAAAGGAUGUAGCAAGAAUCAUUAUCUUGGUGAAGGAGGAUGGAAAUAUGUUCUAUAUGUCCUCUUCCCAGACUAAGUUCUGUCCAACUGGUUCCCCUCGUAACUCUGGUUAUGUUGGAAGUACUCAUUACUUGUUCCGUAAUGGACCAAAAAUGAACAGAUACCAACUUAACUCCAUGGUACCUAAAAUCACAAGGACUUUCAGAAUCACUUUGUUUGGAAAGUCUUAUCUAUUCAAUACUACUCAUCUCAACCAUGAUGAUGACCAGGUCAAAAUUAGUUUCCAUUUCAAUGAUGCCUCAUAUGACUGGAUAUUGCUUGGCUAUUCUAUGUUGUACCCAGAGAGUGGUACAAUCAAAGGUGGCUUGUUCAUUCCAGACACUCAAUUUGGAUCUAACCUCGAUCAAAUUGGUGUUACACCGGACAAACUCUUUAAUCAACCCAACUUCUGUUCCCAAGGGGAAGGAAGUGGUUUGAGGAACAAUCUCAACUAUUUUGUUGCCAGAGGUGAUUCUUUCAUUCCAAAUUACAUGCCAUUCUGGUCCCAGUGUGAUGGUACCUUGUCUGAUCGCAGUCACCGUACCAAGUUGUCCGAGGGCAAGUUAACUUGUGAUCUAGCAAGCGAAAUCGGCAGGUCCAUGAUCCAAUUCAACCAAGGCUCCAUCCCUAUUCUACAACCAUUUGUCAGCCAGCCGACAAUCAACCGUACCAUCAACUCAAACUACAUCGAUCCCUGCGAAGGAGAGUUUACAGUUGAUGUCUGCAACUCAGGCCAGGUUGAAGGACUUUUCUUCAUGGAUUUCUCUUGCAACAAUGAGAUGGGAGAGGUUCUUAUUGAACUGAUCAACAGGUUCCAGAUUGUGCUCCCAGGUCAAUGCCUUCCAUUCUCCACCAGAAUUGUCUACAAGGAGUAUCCAGCCAAACCUCUGCAGUGUCGAGUGGAUAUGUCCAUUAACAAACAACUGCUCUGGAUCGAUGAGGGAAUGAAAUCGACCGCCAACUUCAUCAUUCCCAUGUACCCAUCUUGCACAAUGGUCAACCCUUGUUUGGAGGUCAUCUGCAAGCCCAAGCUGGAUAUUAUCGAAUACCAUCCAUCAGAGUUUAUGAAGGUGGGCCACUUCCUAUAUACGUCCAACUUUGAUGUGAAGAUUAAGAACUCUGGAGAUGCAGGUGGAUACUUCAAGUCCACUCUCAAUUGCUCCUCUCCGAUCAUCAAGGAUUCGAACUUUGAACAUGAGAAUGGACUCUAUGAACAGGUCACCUACAUUGACUCCAUGAGCAAUGAUACUCAAAGAUUCCAACUAUUGGUCGAGCCUUCUCCAACUCCUAAUACAUUCUUGGAAUGCAAGGUGAUGACAACCAUUAUGAACCCUAGCAGAUGUUGGUCGAUUUCUGAUACCGACACACACAACAACACCAUCCUCACUGCCAUUCCAUACGACCCUCUAGUCGAGUGA